Messenger RNA from Manihot esculenta (cassava), 1332 nucleotides. RefSeq names its product WAT1-related protein At5g07050. NCBI's taxonomy places the organism in Eukaryota, Viridiplantae, Streptophyta, Magnoliopsida, Malpighiales, Euphorbiaceae. Bases 26 to 1099 code for a protein of 357 amino acids. Gene Ontology annotation, cellular component: plasma membrane. Gene Ontology annotation, molecular function: transmembrane transporter activity. The record is from RefSeq and is a predicted model, not a curated record. The transcript is spliced from 8 exons.
AUUAAACUUAGAGGUGUAUGUGAAAAUGGAAAGGGAAAGAAACAACAAUAUUAUAGAAAUUUCAAAACCUUACGUCUUGUGUUUGUUAAGCAAUUUCUGCUUUGCAGCUUUCAACAUAAUUUCCAAGCUUACUCUAGAUAAUGGCAUGAGUCGUUAUGUUCUUGUUGCCUAUGGACAUGCUCUUGCGACUUUAACCACUGCUCUUCUCGCACUUCUCUUUGAAAGGAAAAAUGAAAGCAAACUGAGUUUACCCGUUUGUGGAAACAUCUUCUUCUUGGGCCUUCUCGGAGCAAUAUUAAGGACAACGUAUCUUGCGGGAAUGGAAUGCACAUCUUCAACAUUUGCAUCUGCUAUGGGCAACUUGAUCCCUGCUAUUACUUUUCUUUCGGCAAUUUGCUUCAGGAUGGAGAAAUUAGUGUUGGGGAAGUUUAGUAGCAAAGCACAGAUUGUAGGAACUGUGGUUUCAUUUGGUGGUGCAACGCUUAUGACACUCUAUAAGGGCAUUGUUGUAAUUUCACUGCAGCUUGGACACAAUAAAAGAGCUCACUCCCAAUCAAAAGUAACCCUAGAUCAAGAUUGGAUAAAGGGCUCCUUCCUGCUUCUCGUUCAUUGUCUCUCAACAGCUAUACUCUACAUCUUACAGGCAAAAACAAUAAAGAAAUAUCCAGCACCAAUAGCUCUUACAACAUUAAGUUGCCUAGUAGGAACUGCAAUUUCAACUAUUGUGGCAGCUAUUUUAGACCAUAAAGCUUCAUCAUGGAGAUUGUCCUGCAAUAUUUCUCUUGUUGCCACUCUUUAUAGUGGGAUUGUGAUAUUUGGAAUCAUAGUGUACGUUCAAAUGACGGUGAUAAGAAAAAAAGGUCCAGUUUUCGUCACAGCAUUUAGACCUUCUUCGACAGUUCUCGCGGCUGUUAUGGGAGUGCUUAUUCUAGGAGAAGCCUUGCACUUGGGAAGUGUGUUAGGAGCUGUACUGAUAAUAGUUGGGUUAUAUGCGAUUCUCUGGGGAAAGGAACAGGAGAAAGCAAAAGAGAAUAAAUUGCCAAAUCUUGCAAUAGUUGCAGUAGAUCAUUCUAUCAAGGAGAAGCCAGACAGCAAGUGAUGAUUAAGAGGGUGGUGACUCAAAUCUGAACCUACCAUGUAAGUGAUAUAACCUAAAAUUUCACAAGUUGAGCGUGGAGCCAUUGAAGCUUAGCUUCAAAUGUGUACCAGACAAAGAUUUGGUCAAUAAACUAUCUGCAAUUUGGUAUGCAAUAAAUACAUAUGCAAUUCAACCUUAAGCUCUGUUGGGUGACGAUCACAAAUUAAGAGGAAAAGUGAUUGUAGCGAGUAUUU